Molecule: messenger RNA, 6498 nt
Organism: Anarrhichthys ocellatus (wolf-eel)
Lineage: Eukaryota; Metazoa; Chordata; Actinopteri; Perciformes; Anarhichadidae
Product: protein crumbs homolog 1-like
Exons: 13
Coding region: 170-4564 (1464 amino acids)
Biological process (GO): heterophilic cell-cell adhesion; establishment or maintenance of epithelial cell apical/basal polarity
Cellular component (GO): protein-containing complex; plasma membrane
Molecular function (GO): calcium ion binding
Source: RefSeq, a predicted model, not a curated record
CACACACUCAGACCCAGAGUCGUUGUGGUCAGGGAUGUAGGCGCUGGAGCUCUCUCUCAGCAGCUAACUUGGAGCAGCCUGGAUGGAGCGCUGCAGUGUGCCGGAUGGAGAACCUGUGGACUGACAGCAGACACUGACACUGACUGAAACCUCAGCAUCCUGUUUUACCAUGGAGUUUGGAAGAGUUUGGUCCAGAUGUCAGAGGACGGUGCUGAUCACCAUGAUGAUGUUCAAACUGGGCUUACUGUGCACAUCUGCAGCAGACACGUGUUUGUCAUCUCCCUGUAACAAUAAUGCCACAUGUCUCGACUCCCUGGGUGACUAUGUGUGCCUCUGCCCCAAAGGACCGGUGUGGUACAUGGGCAAAAACUGUGAUGAGCUGUAUGACGCCUGUAUCAUGGCGCCUUGCACCAACUGUACCAGCAAGCCUGGGACUGACGAGUUCACCUGCCACUGUCUGGACGGCUUCACAGGGCUCAACUGCACUCAGGAUGUAGAUGAAUGUCAGAGCAACCCCUGCAAAGGUAUCCAGUCCAAUUGUGUCAACAGAGUAAAUGGCUAUUCCUGUCACUGCCCCCUGGGACUGGGAGGGGAGCACUGCCAGAAUAACGUCACCACUUGUUCAGAGAUAUCAUGCCAGAAUGCUGGCACCUGUAUGGACGUCCCUGACGUUGGGCCCGAGUGCCAGUGUGCUGCUGGGUACCAAGGGAGGAACUGUGAGGAAAACAUAGAUGAAUGCCAGUCUCAGCCCUGUCAGAAUGGAGCCAUCUGUAAAGACGGGGUUAACGCCUACCAGUGUUUCUGUGUGCCUGGAUUUCAAGGCUUCCACUGCGACUUGGACAUCAACGAGUGUGCCUCUCAACCCUGCCAAAAUAAUGGCAGAUGUCUGGAUGAGGUGGAUCACUACAGGUGCGACUGCACUCCAGGCUUCAAAGGGAUUAACUGCGAGGUGGAGAUCGAUGAGUGCGAGGUGCUUCCCUGCCAGAACGGCGCCACCUGCCGAGACCACGUCGCUACAUACACGUGUGAGUGCAUGGCCGGCUUCCAGGGCCAUGACUGCGAGGUCAACAUCAAUGAAUGUGCUAACAUUCCCUGUUUGAAUCAGGGCAAGUGCAUUGACGGGGUGAACAGAUAUGAGUGUGACUGUGAGGGCACCGGCUUUGUGGGCGACCACUGUGAAGAAGAUAUUCCUGAAUGUGCUUCCGACCCCUGCCAGCAUGGAGCUACUUGUUUGGAGGAGAUCAACCAGUACAAGUGCCUCUGCUGGCCAGGUUACGAGGGAGAGAACUGCCAGCUGGAUAUGGAUGAGUGUGGGCAGCAACCCUGUGAGAAUGGUGGCGAGUGUUUCCAGCGCUCAGAUAUCCUGAACUACAGAACGCUGCCUGAAUUCAGCAAAGCCAAUUUCAGCUAUGAAGAGGCCGCCGGGUUCAUCUGCCGCUGUCUGCCAGGAUUCACUGGAGACAGCUGCUCAGUCAAUGUGGACGAGUGUGAGUCUGCUCCGUGUCAGCAUGGAGGAACCUGUCAGGAUCUGGUCAGCUCUUAUCAAUGCAUGUGUCCAGAUGGCUUCACAGGCGUACACUGUGAGGUGGACAUCAACGAGUGUGAUAGCAAUCCCUGCAAGAAUGGCGCCACGUGUGAAGAUGCUGCCAACUUCUAUAGGUGUCACUGCCCUGAGCCAGAGCCUGGCCAGGAGCCUUGGGGCGGGAGAGACUGUGACGUUGGUCUGGUCGGCUGCCAGCAGCACCACUGUCAACACGAAGCAGGUUGCGUCCCCGUGCUGAAUGAUGAUGGAGACCAUAGCUACACCUGCCUGUGUCCUCCUGGCUGGACCGGAGAACUUUGCAAUACCUCCACCACCUUUUCCUUCAACUCCGAGGGCUACGUCCACAUGCAGCUGCCUGUUCCCAAAAACAGGAUGAAACGAGAAACCAAGGACCAAGACAAUCAUGGGCUCCACAUGCAGCUCCGAUUCAAGAGCACUCUGGACGACAUGGUGCUGUACUACCGGGGCACCGUGGAGCGCUUCGUCUCCCUGGAACUUGUUGGAGGCUCCCUUCGGGCCAGGGUGAAGUCAGGGAAGGUAUGGCAGGUCAUUUACCCUGGCCUAGUCAAUGACGGUGAAUGGUACCAGGCCACUGUGACCAUGGAUGAGAGGCUGGUUCUGGUUGUAAAAGGACCAGGCUGUGAGGAUGACUGCUUUGUGAAAAAUGAGGACUAUAACCAUCUGAUCUUCCUCCAGCCCAGCUCCUUUCAACAGCUGUAUGUUGGAGGGGCACCGCAGGAAUAUUUAGCACAGACGUCCAGCGGAAGGGGGUUCAUUGGAUGCAUGGAAGACCUUCAAGUUGACCACAAGCUACUUCUGCCUCUGGACCUCAUCAGAGAGGAGAACCAGGGCUUGGAAAUAGGAUGCAGUAAAAAAGAUUGGUGUCAAGAUGACCCAUGCAUGGAACGUGGGCAGUGUGUGGACAUGUGGGUUCGUCCCAGCUGUCAGUGUCAUCGACCCUACUAUGGAGAAAGCUGUGAGAAAGAAUAUCCAUCCUGGACCUUCGGUCAUGAGAACACCACCAGCUACGUUGGCUUCAACAUCACGGAAACUCAUGGAGACAACUUCACUAUCUCCUUUUUAAUGCGCUCCCUCAAACACAACGGUCUGCUUCUGCAGCUCCAUCGAGAAGGAAAGCCCUACCUGACAAUCUAUCUGAAGGAGGGCACUGUUGCUAUUUACAGCCCUCACACCACACUGCUGUCGGAGGCCAAGUUCGUCACUGACAGCAACAAUAAUUUGGUGACUUUAAAGGUGCAGUACGGCCAUGUGGUUUUCCCCAAAGCAGGAAAUCAUCGCGCAUUAGGAAACGUUAGUAUAGAGGCAGGGGACGUGGCAUAUGUUGGAGGGCUCCCUGCAGGCAAGAGUAUGAAUGCCUGGGGUGGAAAUGUCAAGGGCUGCUUGCAGGACAUUCGGCUGGACCACAGGCAUCUGACCAUUGAGGAUCAUCUGGAGGGGGUGGAAGUUUACCAGGCAAGCACAGAGGAGAACGUGCUGCCAGGAUGCCAUAGUGAUGACACAUGCAAGGAUCAGCCCUGUUUCAAUGGUGGGAAGUGUCAGGUUACCUGGAAUGACUUCCUGUGCGACUGUUCCAUGAAAUACUCUGGCCAGCUGUGCGAGGCACGUUUGUGGUGCGUCGACAACCCUUGCUUUGACGGAGUGCGUUGUGUGGACCUACAGGAUGGUUAUGAGUGUUUAACUGAAGCCAUUUUUCAGGACAACGCUCUUCAGUAUGUUGCAAACAGCUCCCUGCUGAGCCCGGUAACCAACAUCACCAUGGAUAUUCGGACGCGGGACGAGAACGGUAUCUUGUUGCGGGCCUUCAGCAGAGCAGAGGUCUUCUGCCUGGGUCUGCUCAACUCCUCCCUGCUGGUCAAACUGGACAGCGGGGCGAGUACAGAGCUGCUGGCCUUCACAAGUGACAGGGCCAUCGCAGACGGAGCAUGGCAUCAAAUCCAGCUGGCCAUGGUCGAUCCCACGCAGUUAGCAUCCCGCUGGCGCCUCACCAUUGAUGGGCAGAGAGCUGGUGGCAGCUUCGGCAUUGGAGGCAACCUUAACUUCCUCAAUGACACCAAAAUCUGGCUGGCUGAGAAAUACACUGGAUGUUUAGGGGAGUUGAGAGUGGGUGGAGUCUACCUGCCUCUCAUAAAUGUACCAGAAGCCCCUCAGAUGAGCCAGUUCUCCAAACUGGGUGGGCAUGAGCCAAUGAUAGGAUGCCAAGGUGCACCCAUUUGCGAUUCCCAGCCCUGCCUUAACCAGGGUGUAUGCCAGGAUCAGUUUAAUGAGUUUAACUGCAGUUGCAGCGCAGGAUGGGAGGGGGAGCUGUGUGAGAUGGAGGUAAAUGAGUGUUCUUCAGGUCCCUGUGUCUACGGGACAUGUAAAGACCUUCUAGCAGACUACCAGUGUGACUGUGAGCCUGGAUACACAGGAAAAGACUGUCAGCACGAGGUGGAUAACUGUCACAAGUUCAGCUGUGUGAAUGGAGGAAUCUGCAUGGACACGGUGGGAGUUCACACAUGUUCAUGUCCUACUGGAUACGUCGGCAAACGCUGCCAAUGGCGUUUUCCUCCAGCGGCGUGCGAUUCAAACACAGAGUGUCUUAAUGGAGGGGUCUGUAUAGGAGGUGACUCUGGAGGUAACUGCACCUGCAAGCCGGGAUACACUGGUGCCAGGUGUGAGACAGAAAUAGACGAGUGUGGGUCCAGCCCUUGUCUCAACGGGGCCACCUGUCUGGACAGACUCAACCACUUCCAGUGUGUGUGUGUGCUGGGUUUCAGCGGCACAUUGUGUGAGAGUAACAAAGAGGAGCAUCAGGAGCGAAUCCCCUGGCUGGUGGUGACCAUCCCUCUGAUCACCCUGUGUGGGUUACUGGCUAUACUGGUGGUUUUUUGCCUCAUCAUGACAGCACGGAAGAAGCGUCAGUCAGAGGGCACCUACAGCCCCAGCUCACAGGAGGUGGCUGGUGCCAGGCUGGAGAUGGGCAGUGUCCUUAAAGUGCCUCCGGAGGAGAGGCUGAUCUGAGUCCUGAAGCCCUGCAGCCCUGCCUUACUGCCUCACAUCCAGUGGAUGUAUCUAUGUAAAGGGCAGAGAGAACACGUGCUCUGAUGUGUCACACUGAUGGCCUUCCUGGCCUACAAAGAAGCAAUGGAAGAUAAGUCAAUGACUGAUCCUCCACCUGGGAAAACUACUGACCUCGAAGUCUGACAGAUGGACAGUUAAAGACCAGAGGCUGAGAGAGCCAGUCUCUUGAUUACUCAGGCUGUCCUGUUGGGGACAGUGCGGUCAAAGGAUGCUCUGACCCUGAAAAUCCUCUUGCAACUUUAAGUCUUGAGGACAAUCUCAAGCUUGAUUCACGUGGGACCGAAAUUAUGCAAGAGCACUAAAGAAAAGCCCAAACCCUAUGGGUGUAAAGGAAUGUAUUACACAGGCUGGAACUCUCUGACACCCUCCAUACGGUAAACUAAAGGCAAGCAAUUCAUCAUUUAUGGUUCAGCAAAGCAACACCGAUUUCACUGCUGAUUCUGCUUUGUAUGGCAGAGGAAAGAAGCAUGUUUACAGGGAGAAGAAAACAUUUGAGACCAAUUCUGUCAAACUACAGAGUUUAAUUUGAGUAUAAAUUGCACAAUACUAUCAAUGUGUAUCUUUCAUCACCAACAUGCUCCUUGUAGGAUUAUUAAAUUACACAUAAAAGGAGGCGUCUGUUUUAUAGUGAGAUUUUUACAAUAAUUUAGAUCCUGGGUGUAUUUUGUUAGAGGUCCCUCUCAAUGCUAGUCUUCAUACUCCAUCUCUCCUUCCACAGUUCAUUUUGUCUUUUUUGUGAAAGGGAAACAGCAAUUGCAAACAUCAGCUGAAGAAGGAAUGCAUUGUUGAUUCAAACAUCGUCUCCUUUUGGUGAAUCGGAAUCUUUGAAUUUGUACAAUAUUUUCUGAAGCAGCAGUGAUUUCAGGUGCUUAAUAUCUGUAUAUAGAUUAAUUAUUGUUCCAUGGAAAUAGAGCAUUCUUAAGUUGAAGACAAUACUCUUCUAUCAUCUGUCUGCAGUUUUUCCUUAACUCAGUUACUGAGACAUUUCUCCUUAUUUAAGCUGCUGCAGUCUGUGAGGGACGAGGACGUUGCUGCAGCCUUUGCAGGAGUCAAACACUGUUAUGUCAAUAUUUGCUGUAUUAUAUUGUCAAUGUGCACUAUACAUGCUCACCACUCUGCCGUUUCUUUGACACUGUGUAAGGAUGCUGUGAGUGUUUUAACAGAGUUGUGUUGCAUAUAAUGUGCUGCAAAACUUCCAAGUCACUGUAUUUUUCCUUUUUUUCAAUAUUUUUAAGGGGAACAGUAUUUAUCAGUAGGAAUCUUAUUGGUAUGGUCUCAGGUGUUAUCAGUAUUUAUGGACAUACAUAAAAACAAUUUGUACAACUUAUUUGCUUUCUUUCUAAUAGUUAGAUAAGAAGAUAAAGAGGCAAAGUAUGGAGUGUUGGCAGGAUGUGGUUAGCCUAGCUUAGCAUAAAUAGUUGAAGUAGGAGAAACGGCUAACCUGGCUCUGUCCAAAGUUCUAAAUUACACCAACCAAAAACUCUAAUUUCACUGAUUAACACAUUAUAUUUCCAUUUUUUAAAAACCGUACACAAACACAAAUGUAAAAUUGGCACAAUGUAUCCCUCUAUCAUGAGUUACCAACAGCAAAUCUAUACAUGCUCGUUACAUGCAUACUUCUACUUUAUACUUUUAAAAUAUACUUCUGUCUUCACAGGAAGUUUUUAAGGCAACAAAAUCCCUUAGUUCACAACGACUCACAUUACCAACGACUCACAUUAACAACGACACCUUAACAGCGACUCACAUUACCAACGACUCACAUUACCAACGACUCACCUUAACAGCGACUCACAUUACCAGCAACUCACAUUAACAACGACUCACAUUAAUAACGACUCACAUUAACAACGACUCACAUUACCAACGACUCA